GCUCCGGGCCAUGUGUGUGACUGCGGGCUGCGGCCUGUGAGGCUUGUGCAGUGAGCGCGGCGCCCGCCGGAGGACACACACCUACACGCAGCCUGUCCUCUCCCCGCUGACGUGGUCCCGCACAGAAGACAUGGCGAGCCCCUGUAUCGUGCUUGCUGAUGACGAACAAGGAUACGAUCUUGACCUCUUCUGCAUUCCUAAGCAUUAUGCAGCGGAUCUGGAAAAGGUCUACAUUCCCCAUGGGCUAAUAAUGGACAGAACAGAAAGAUUGGCCCGAGACAUCAUGAAGGAUAUGGGCGGCCACCACAUCGUUGCACUCUGCGUUUUGAAGGGUGGAUACAAGUUUUUUGCGGAUCUACUUGACUACAUCAAGGCACUAAAUCGAAACAGUGACCGGUCGAUCCCCAUGACAGUAGACUUUAUAAGAUUGAAAAGUUACUGUAAUGAUCAGUCUACAGGAGACAUUAAAGUUAUAGGCGGAGACGAUCUUUCUACUCUAACAGGGAAGAAUGUCUUAAUUGUUGAGGACAUCAUUGACACGGGAAAGACAAUGAAGACAUUACUUGCAAUGCUGCAGCAGUACAAUCCCAAGAUGGUUAAAGUAGCUAGCUUGCUUGUGAAGAGAACCCCUCGCAGUGUUGGUUAUAGGCCUGAUUUUGUAGGAUUUGAAGUGCCAGACAAGUUUGUUGUGGGAUACGCAUUAGACUACAAUGAAUACUUUAGAGACUUGAAUCACAUUUGUGUUAUUAGUGAGGAUGGGAAGGAGAAAUACAAGGCAUAGAAGAUGGUUGAACCAUUGAUCAGUUGUCGACUCCUGAGGCUGGGAUGGAUUUCCCCGAUGUCAUACCCCUAGACAUCAUCCGCAUCACACAUUAGACUCCUUAGUGCAUGAAAACAAAUAUACCUCGGCUCUUCUUUUACCUUCAGAAUGUAAUGCCCAUGGAUGGGGCUCUGCGCUGUACAAUAGAGGGUUCAUUAUCUAUGGAAGAUUUGCAUUUUGAUGGCUAGCGCUUCUUUAUUUAGUUUCCUGGAUCAUGUAAAUUUAUAGCACUUAAGAAACUUACAAUGAAUGAUGAGUGUAUUGGUGAAUACAGUUCCACACUGGGUUAUUAAUGAGCGGCUUUCUCUAUUGCCCCCUUUCCUUUAAUAUAGAUGUUGAAAUAUCCGAAAACGAUGUAUACAAAGAAAUAUGUUCUUUGGUCUGCUAAUGGCAUCUAAAUCAAAAAUGAGAAAAAAAAAUACCGGAUCCGUUUUGCCUGAUGACACCGGAAAAACGGAUCCGGUAUUGCAAUGCAUUUUUUGGACUGAUCAGUCUGAAAAAUGCCUGAUCAGUCAGAAAAAAUGACAUGCGUUUGCAUACAGUUUGCCUGAUCAGGCAGGCAGUUCAGGCAACGGAACUGCCUGCCGGAAUCAAACAACGCAAGUGUGAAAGUACCCUAAGACUUACUGUUUUUGAGAGCAGCAACAUAGGCCAUAGGCAUAAUGGACAAGAGUUUAACCCCAUUUAAUUUUUGGAGGCGUAAGGUCAGGAGGGAGUAGAUAAGCUGUUGUAUUACCUCUUGUGAAUGGUGGAUUCUGCUUAAUCUUUUCAGCUGUGGUUCUUGAUAGUGAUAAACAAAGCGAGCUUUGGAUGUUACGACUGGUACCUCGGAACCGAAGCAGAAUUUGGCUCCAAGUUUUAAAGUGGUUUUCCAAUUGAAAAAUCAACUACCGAAGUUAUUCAACUAAGUCACGCGCGACUUCCCGAAUAACUAACUGCGGCUCAUCGGAGCCCAUACAUUUUAAUACUGAACGGAGCCGGAUCUCUAGUACAGUAUUAAUACGAAGUUAUGAACAAAACGACUUCAGAUGUAACACCCGUAGCUCGCUUCGCUCAUCACGAUCAAGAACCAUUAUUAGACCUAGCGGCCACUGUGAAAAUUGUAGGAUUAUAUACAUUAUUUUAAAACCUAGAUUGUAACAUAAAAAAUCUAAAGUUUUAAACAAUAGGUAAUUUUCUGAUUACACAUUCCCUUUAAGUCAUGGGAAAAGCAACAUCAGAGAGCACCAUAGAACAAACCUGUCCGGGUUAUUUAUUAAAAUCGGUGCAAAGAAAAAGUGGAGGAGUUGCUCACAGUAACUAAUCGGAAUGACAGCUCUUAUCUUUUGCACUAGUUUUGAUAAAUCUAAAAAAAAAACACCUCCCAUGACCUGGUAGAAUUUGUACAUAGGUGUGUGUGUGUGUGUGUGUAUACCCUGCUGAGGGACAUAAACAGUGUAUUUUGCUUUUAGCUCUCAGGGGCAAUGGCUACCAAAGUCUCUGCAGGAUACAAGAACGUGGCGUUCUACACUUUUGUAACCUUUUAUUUUCCAAUGUAUAUGUCAAUUGUAUGGGGAAAAAUAUGUGAUGUGAAGCCCACCCUAAGGACUCAUUCAGACGGCCGUCUGAAUAAGUCCGCAUCCGUUGCGGAACGGGUGCGGACACAUUCAUUUCAAUGGGGCCAGAAAAAGAUAUGGACAAGCACACUGUGUGCUAUCUGUAUUUCCGUUCCUUAAUUGCGGAUAAGAAUGGGUAUGUCUAUCAUUGUGCGGUCCUAAGGUCAUGUGAAUGCUCCCUUAUACAGACAUUAACAUCCAGGAUAAAACAGGAAUGUUAUUCAAUAAUACAUGAAGCCACUUUUUACUAUGUAUACAGUAAAUGAAGAAUAUCUAAAAGAGGAUGGUGUAAAUGAACGGCAUGUGCUUGCCUAAUAUCCUCUAGGAUUCUUUUCUCUGUAGGUAUGGGCAAUCGGUGCACAGAAAAUAACCCAAAGCAUACUUAUUGAUAAAAUAUAUAAAAAAACAAGUUAUUGACAUAAUCAAAUUCUCUUCUGAUGUAGGAAAGCGCUUGGUUUUCUGCUAGACAGAGAAAGCAAAAGAUGAGCUCCUUGAUUCCUGUCUAGGUGUUGUGAGACCUCAGUGCAGGAUACCAGAGCCAUCCUCUGUGUACAGUGGGGUAUUCUGAAUUGACAGAUCAGGUAUUCACUCGCACAUUCAGGUCUGGCUGCUGAGAACCCCAACAACCUCCAAAAAUUGAUGGUUUUGUGGAGAGAUGUUUCACUCUUGCAUCUCUAUACAGUCCAGCAGUGGAAGUGUAUUCACACAUGGCAGUUGAGGUACGGUUAAAACCUCAUGUUAAAAUCUGCAACCACAUUGAAAACCAAAGCAAAAAAGCAUGCUUUUUUUUCCUGCUGCACCUCAGUCACUACUUGUCUGAAUAUCUGCCCUUUUUCUGUAACUUGGAAGACAUAUCUAAUUGGAAAACAUUUAAGCACUUACAUACAGGAGUAUUUGAUGCAGGAGUAAUGGACGGAUGCCCUUUUUUUUUUUUUUCCAAGCUGUACACUGUGUUCAAGUAUAGAAUUUUUAAAAUGAUAGACCUAUUUCUUUUUUCUUUUUUUUUUUAAACAUAAUUUAUUUUUUUUAUAUAUAAUUUCAUUUGUAGUGUUCUGCUUUUCUACAGCAAAUGAAUUGAGAUCCUUGAUCUGUGUAAUUUCACAAAUAAGACAGUUAUCUGCAAAAUGUCUUUAAAAUUGUAAGCAGUCGGCUUUUUUCUGAUUUGUAAGCAUAUUUAAGCAAAGUAUUUCCCUUUUGUGAUGAGCAAGGUUGUGAAUAAGCUGCUUGUAAGAAAUUGUAUCCACCUGUACAAAUCAAAUUAUAAAUUUUCUAAAGACUUGAAAUAACAUUCACCCUGAUCACGAAGAUGUUUAAUUCCUUUGUUAUCCUGCUAAUGACAAUAAAACAUAAUAAAAUUAGA
This is a messenger RNA of Bufo gargarizans (Asiatic toad), 3775 nucleotides long. It is a transcript of the gene HPRT1, whose product is annotated as hypoxanthine phosphoribosyltransferase 1. Gene Ontology annotation, molecular function: magnesium ion binding; hypoxanthine phosphoribosyltransferase activity. Gene Ontology annotation, biological process: GMP salvage; IMP salvage; hypoxanthine metabolic process. The record is from RefSeq and is a predicted model, not a curated record. The transcript has 9 exons. The coding region runs from base 131 to 781 and encodes 216 amino acids. NCBI's taxonomy places the organism in Eukaryota, Metazoa, Chordata, Amphibia, Anura, Bufonidae.